This is a messenger RNA of Striga asiatica, 2026 nucleotides long. The record is from the annotation of a GenBank genome assembly. NCBI's taxonomy places the organism in Eukaryota, Viridiplantae, Streptophyta, Magnoliopsida, Lamiales, Orobanchaceae.
GGAUAAAAGACGAGGAAAGAUUGUGAUGCUUGAUAAUAUAGAGAAUGCUCAUAGCUGCUGUGAUGAGGUUCUUGUUCAUUUAUUGAAGGACGGUAGAGUGAUAGGUGAAAAUGGCGUCCACGUUGAUUUCUCGCACGACAUACUUAUUGUCUCGUCACACGUCGGGCAUCAGUUUCUCUUUCAUUGCCGAUGUCUUCAUGAAACUUUACCAAAAAUCCCUUUCCGGAAAAUACUGAAAGAGCCCACACUUGUUCACCGAGGAAUGCACCUCGACCCAGGAAAGGCUUUCGAUGGUUGUGAUAUUCACCGUUUUUAUGUUGAGGUUGCUCAACGUUUUAGGGCUGAGUUUGUGGAUCUUUUUGAUGACGUGGUCGUUUUCCCUCGUAUGAGGCCGUGGGACUAUUACACCAUCUUUUGGCUGCAACACAGGGAGGCUGCCAUGCGCAUGACAUCAUCACACAAGCUUCCAGUCAUCAUGUACCCAACAGAUGCUGCAUUAAGUUACAUGACUACUUGGCCAGAUAUGUUUGAAGGGAAGUCUCAUGAGUUGGAUAACACUAAAGUGAGGUUGCCUAAUUCUAUUCAAGGACAAAAAUGUCAUUAUAGGUAUUUGCUAGUUGUUCCCAGGGGCGGACACAGUUACACAGAGAUUGAUAGAGCCAAGGGUAAAGGAUUCAGAGGUGCACAUGCCUAUGAGACAUGGUAUGAAGCCCAUAAGGUCCAGAUGUUGAAUAGAGAUAUUCUAGAGAAGGUGACAAAUAAGACGAUUAUCAUAUACAUUGAUACAUUCCUAGGUUCCUGGGAAUAUUCUUUCAGAGUUGAAACUAUUAGUCAUUUGGAGGAACAUCCUGCAUUUAAGAUUUUGAAAGAGAGUAUACGGCAUUUGAGGAGCAAAUACCGUCGCGAAAGACAACAAGUGAACAAGAUAUACAUGGUAUUGGCAAGCUACUUCCGUCUACUCGAGCAAAUAAACUCCAAGUCUGAGACAAAUGAUGCCAAUAUUCGCAAGUUGUCUGAGGAAAUUGUUAUACUAAUUGACGAAGUUGUUAAGUUUGAGAAGAUCCAGGUGGAGGACUUCUUCGAGAAGUGUUCCCCAAGUGAACAGACAAGGAUACAGUCUAGUGAGUGGUUGAAGCUCGUCUCCACCAAAUUGCAGACUUUGUUGGUACUUGAAGAUAGAGCGACACGUGGCAUCAUUGAGGUGUUAUUAAGUCAGUUAAAUAAUGGUGAUCCGUCUCCUAAGUCAUUUCUUUGUCUGGGUCUCAAGCCUAAUAGUUUGGAACAAUAUGCAAAAAGCCUUGCACAACAGCUUGUCAUUGAUGAUGGGGAAAAGUUAAUGAUUCAAGUCGACUUAUCACUGUGCACGGGACCUGAAUCAUUCUUCAGGUGCUCAGACAUUGGUAACCCUCAUCUGUUGCUUAUGGAGUUUGUUAAGAAAAGCCCUUAUUCGGUGAUUGUGUUUUAUGAGCUGGAGAAGGCACAUAUUGCUACUUUUAGCAUCAUUCUAUCCAUUCUUGAAGGAGGUGUAACCAAGGAUAAAGACGGGAACAUAGUGGAUUUUAGUAAUUCUGUAAUUGUUAUUGUCUCACAUCUAGGGAAUAAGGAGAUGAUUGGCUGGUUUAAUGGGCAUCAUACGAAAAUUGAAUUGUGUGGUAAACAUAUUUUUUUAAAAUCCACUCCAAAACCUGUGGACGGCUUUUCGACUUCAUUGCCUGGUGAAAAGGGAUUGAUAGGUCUAAGGACAGAGCUACUAAAUCGGUUGGAUUUCAUGUUAUUGUUUGACCCUUUCUGUGAGGAGCAGCUGAAUGCAUUUGCCAAAGUGGGCAUGAAACAUUUGAGAGACGGUGAUGAUGGCAGGGCUUCGUUGAGUGUUGCGUUCCGUAAUCUGUUUAAAGCAGCGGAUGGUAAUAAGCGACCUAGUUACACCACACACGACAUGCUCAAAACCAUAAUACCGGUGUGGCUGAUAUUAGGACACUGGAAGCAGUUGUCGAAUCACAUACGAGUCAUCUCUUUCUGGGUCGAA